This is a messenger RNA of Xiphophorus maculatus (southern platyfish), 1766 nucleotides long. RefSeq lists its product as uncharacterized. The transcript has 7 exons. The record is from RefSeq and is a predicted model, not a curated record. Bases 272 to 1300 code for a protein of 342 amino acids. Lineage: Eukaryota; Metazoa; Chordata; Actinopteri; Cyprinodontiformes; Poeciliidae.
AAAUCGGCUCCAAACCUCAGAGAGGAAACCAGGAAGCUCAGUUCCACCAGGAACGUUUCCACUUCCUGCCUUGUUUUUUCACAUAACGCAUGAACUCAUUUCUACCUGAGUGCUUCUGAAAGCUGAGCUGCAGUCGGCCUAAUUUAACAUGCAGAGAGGAGUUACUGGAAAAACAAAUAAAGCAGGAAGUGAGAGAGAGAAAACAGGAAGUUACAUCAUCGCUGAUCAGUUUUCUGACAGAACGAUCAGCAGCAGAGUCUAAAAACUCAGGAUGGCUCCUGGAGGUGAAAAGGUUUUCUGGAGCUUCAUGUUCCUGCUGGCAGGAGCCGCGGCCCAAACCAUCCGGUACCAGUUUGGAUCGACCUGUGCAGUGAGAGGAUCGACUGUCAUCCUGCCCUGUUACUUCACUCCUCUGAAAUCUUUCUCUCCUGAAGGAAGACAGAUUCCUCUGAGGAUCGUCAGAGUUCGCUGGUGUAAGAAUCAUCCGAUCUGUCAGGGAACGACUCCGUCUGUUUACGACAGCAACUCAACGGCCAGAGAGCCUCGGUUUCAUUACCUGGGCAACAUGGAGGCAAAGUGCACUCUGCAGAUCAGAGACAUUAAGAUGGAGGACAUGGGAACCUUUAGAUUCAGGAUGGAAGCAGAUAAUUCUGCUGGACAUUUUACAAACCCGACUGGAGUCACAAUCUCAGUGGCUGAUCUGAUCAAAAUGGAGAUAAAGAGCUCCAGCAACAAGUCAGAGGUCAGCAGAGGUCAAACUGUCUCCCUGCAGUGCAUCACUUCAACCUGCACCUUCACUCACCUGGAGGUCACCUGGAGGAAAGAUGGCCACGCCCUCCCAGGGAACGGCUCCGCCCUCCAGCUCGGCCCUCUGACCGCAAAGGAUUCUGGGAACUACAGCUGUGCUCUGACGAGUAACAUGGAGACCCAAUCAGAGCCGUUCAGCCUGCAGGUGGAGGAAAAGGAGGAGAAAGAGUUUAAACUUCCUCUGGCUGCUGCUGUGACGUUUGGAGUCCUGCUGGUGGUCACCACCCUCAUCCUCCUCAUCUUCAUCUUUAAAAGGAAGCGAACAGCAGCAGGGAGUCCAAACAUCAUGAGAGGAGAAGCAGAGAUGAAGACUGAUCACAUCUACAGCAACGUCCUGCCGCCUCUCCUGGAGGAAACAGGAAGUCAGAAACAGGAAGUAGAGGCUGAGGAGAUCAGCUACGCUUCGGUCCAGUUCAAACACAGCAAACACAGCAGAAAAGCAAAAGAAGAAUCUGAUCCGACCAUCUACUCUUCAGUAGCCUCCAGAGGAUGAGGUCACGACCCGCGACCUCCCAUUUUAAUGUGGCUGAAUCAACCGACAACAUCUUCUGGUUUCACCUCAGUACAGAAGAAGAAGAAGCAGCUUUCUGGACGAUCUGUGCGCCGGAUUAGACUCACAUGGAUUCUCUUUAUUAAUCCUCCAUCCUGCUGCAGCUGAAGCUCAAACUGUUUCUGUUUGAGAAACCGGGUCAGAACCGAAGGAAUCACGAUACUCAAGCAGAGCAGAAAUAUUUAACAGACAGUGUUAGAAACUGAAUGGCAUAUAAAUAAUGUCACCAAAUUAAAUUAUGCUGCUGACAAAACAAAAACAGCCUUUAAAUGUGACGCAGUUCCUGUUGUUUAACUUUUAUUUCUGAAAUCUGUAAAUAUCUUCAAGCACAACUAGAGACUGUAUGGAAUAUGUAAAUAGUACAUAAUGACAUAACAUUAUAUAAAAAUAUAUACAAUUGUGCAGUAUA